This is a messenger RNA of Chinchilla lanigera (long-tailed chinchilla), 913 nucleotides long. Its product is annotated as E3 ubiquitin-protein ligase TRIM38-like. The record is from RefSeq and is a predicted model, not a curated record. Gene Ontology annotation, molecular function: zinc ion binding; protein binding. Lineage: Eukaryota; Metazoa; Chordata; Mammalia; Rodentia; Chinchillidae.
UCUCUCUCUGAGGUAACUGACUGCCUCAGCUCCAAGAAGUGGCAGGUUUGGAAGGAGUAUCCACAUUGGAGCUUCACUAGAAAAGCCAUGGCCUCAACCACUCCCAUGCAGAAGAUGCAGGAGAUCACCACCUGCUUUAUGUGCUCAAACUUGUUGGCUCAUCCGGUAAGCCUCAACUGUGGACAUAGUUACUGCCUCUUCUGUAUGUGGGCCUUCUGUAGGAAGGAACCAUUGCCACGGAGCUUCCUGUGUCCUCAGUGUGAGUGUCCAUUUGCUGAAAACUGCUGGACCUACAAUAAGCAUCUGGAAAGAAUCAUUGAAGUCUUAGGGGAGGUGAAGUUUGGGGACAACGUAGAAUGUGAGACCCACGGGGAAUGGCUCCAGCUCUUCUGUGAAGACGACGGCCAGCUCAUCUGCUGGCGCUGUGAGCGGGCACCGCAGCACCAAGGGCACAACACAGUGCUGGUGGAGGACGUGUGCCAGGGCUACAAGUGAGGGCUUCACCUCAGGAAGACACUACUUCGAAGUGCAUGUUGGAGAAGGAACAAAUUGGGAUGUGGGAGUUUGUAUGGAAAAUGUGAUGCGGGGCCUUGGCAUGAAGCAGGAGCCUGAGCUUGGAUUCUGGGCCAUCCAGCUGUGCCCGGAGAAUGGCUAUGCAGCACUGACCUCUCCCCGCACUGCCCUUGAUCUGCGAGAGCGACCCGUGGUGGUGGGGAUUGUUCUGGACUAUGAGGCUGGAACUGUGUCCUUUUACAACAUGACCACUGGCUCCCACAUCUUCACCUUCCCCAAGGCUUCUUUCUCUGAUAUUCUGCGGCCUUAUUUCCGAAUUUGCCAGCGUUCUCCUUUGUUCCUGCCUCCCUGUAACGAGUAAAGAAAAGAAUAAAGUCUCCUUGGGUUAGACAGCACUGAA